CUCAUUUUUGCUUUCCCUUUACUGUCUCUCUCUCUUCCUCUCUUUCUCUCUCUGGUUUCCUCCAUUGCAAACCAAGCUUUCCUUUCCAGCUUUCUGAGGUCCCUCUCUCCCUCUCUCUCUCUCUCUCUCCUCCACAUUAACAAACCCCCCCACCAACUAUUUCCCUUUUUCUCUGCUUUUUCUGUCCCCUCUCUCAUCCUCUCCAUUAAAAAAAACUCUCUUUAUCUCUCUUCUCUCCUUUCUCUCCUCAUUCUCUCUCUCUCGAUACAUUCUCUUUCUACAUUUUCUCUUCAAAGAUUAGAUUUUUGUCUUGCCUUAUUUGCGCAUUUCAUUGAUUUCUUUCUCAAUUUCUUUUGGCCCACUUGAGGCCAUAUCCUUCUGCUUCUAAACUACUCCUCUUCAACUGUUUGGCUUUUGGGUUUUGGUGGGUUUGUACUAUUUCAACUCUGCAUUGGUCUAUCUAUGCUUAUUGAGUCUCUAUUGGUUCCAAAAGAGGUUAUUUCUCUGCUUCUCUGGGUUCUCAACGAAGAAGAUCAAGGGGACUGGACUAGGUUUAGAUCACUGAAAAGGGUGACAAUGGUUUAACUUUGCAUUGCAGUCCAAGAACUAAGCGAGGGGAACGUAAUUUUUGUUUUGUUUUGUUGUGUCUAAGUCACUGAAAAUGUCAUCUGGGAGCUUGAAUUCGGAAUUAUCAAAGAAAACAUCAUUUCUGGGCCUAAAACUUUGGGUUGUAAUCGGUAUAUGUGUUGGUGCAUUCAUAAUUUUGAUACUCUGUAUCUUAUCUUUGUGGGUCUCACUUCGAAGAAAAUCUAGAAGAACACUAGACAAGUAUCCCCUUUCUCAAAUACCCAAUGUCUCGAAAGAUAUCAAGGUUGACAAAGUUGGAGGUCAAAAUCAUCGUGAUAAUCCAGAGAGUUUAUUCCUGUCAGUUCAUGAUAAAUCAAGUGAUAAAAAUUCAGAGAAAAUGUCUGUUCAUUUGGGUAUGCACAAAUCAAGUGAUGCUGAUAAUAUCAGCCAAUGUAGCUCUAUGUUUCAUCAUGAGAGACGUAGUUCACAAUCAGGGGAAGAGGGAAAUUCCGGUACUAUUCGGAAGCAGUCUUCACUACUAUAUGGGCUUCCAAUGGCCUCUCCUUUAAUUGGAUUGCCAGAAGUCUCGCAUCUUGGGUGGGGUCACUGGUUUACUCUUCGAGAUCUUCAACUUGCAACAAAUCGAUUCUCACCAGAGAAUGUGCUUGGGGAAGGUGGAUAUGGGGUUGUUUACAAGGGCAUACUAGUCAAUGGGACUGAGGUCGCGGUCAAGAAGCUUCUUAACAAUUUGGGGCAGGCUGAGAAAGAAUUUAGGGUUGAGGUGGAGGCUAUAGGCCAUGUUCGGCAUAAGAAUCUUGUGCGGCUCCUUGGCUAUUGCAUAGAAGGAGUUCAUAGAAUGCUGGUCUAUGAAUAUGUGAAUAAUGGAAACAUGGAACAGUGGCUUCAUGGGGCUAUGCAACAAUAUGGUACCCUUACUUGGGAAGCCCGAAUGAAGGUUCUUCUUGGUACUGCUAAGGCGCUUGCUUAUUUGCACGAAGCAAUAGAACCAAAAGUUGUGCACCGUGAUAUAAAAUCUAGCAAUAUCUUAAUUGAUGACGAGUUCAAUGCCAAAGUUUCUGAUUUUGGAUUGGCCAAGCUCUUGGAUUCAGGAGAAAGUCAUAUAACAACUAGAGUCAUGGGAACAUUUGGUUACGUGGCACCGGAAUAUGCUAAUACUGGCAUGUUAAAUGAAAAGAGUGAUGUUUAUAGCUUUGGUGUCCUCAUGCUUGAAGCAGUGACAGGAAGGGAUCCUGUUGACUAUGGUCGGCCUGCAAAUGAGGUUAAUCUUGUUGAGUGGCUUAAAAUGAUGGUAGGGAAUAGAAGAGCUGAGGAAGUUGUUGAUCCAAACAUUGAAGUUCAACCCACAACACGUGCUCUAAAACGUGCCCUUCUGGUUGCAGUUAGGUGUGUUGAUCCUGACUCAGAGAAACGACCCAAAAUGAGUCAGGUUGUUCGAAUGCUCGAAGCUGAUGAAUUUCCUUAUCGCGAGGACCGGAGGAACAGGAAAAGCCGCACAGCUAGCAUGGAAAUUGAAUCCAUGAAGGAGAGUUGUGGUUCGGCUGACAUGGAAAGCAGGGUAGAACAACAAUCAGAGGGCCAUCAUAUAUCUGAGAUGACUCAUGGAUACAACUGACUUGACAGACACAUGACAUGACCCCAGUGAAUAUUUCUCGCCUUCUUACCCUUCCAACAUUAAAAAUUUCAGUAACCCAUGAAUAGAAAAUCGACAUGCAUUUUGACGUCUGUUUGUUUGGAGAAAUUUCCUGCGUGUCGGAGAGCUACUGGAUGAGGAUAGCCCAUAUGAAAUUCUCAAAGCACUAGCUGUUGUUUUGCUUCUGCCUUCGCCAGCAUAUAAUGGUAGAGAGAGAGAUGAUUGUCAUUCUUUUUGUCUUUUUUUCUUUUUUUUAAUAUUUUAAAUUACUGGUCUUGAGGUGGUGAAAAACCCUAAUUUGGUUUCACUUUUCCAUUAUUUCUUUUUCUUUUUUUGGUUUUAUGUUUUUGUUUAAGGUGUCUUGUUUGUUAAUUUAUCCAUUUGUGUAGUAUCUAUAAAAGUAUUGAAUCUAAUCAUUUCCUUUUUAACUUUAUUGCAUGCUUUGCUGCAGUAGAAUGAUGCUUACCACA
Messenger RNA from Camellia sinensis, 2688 nucleotides. Its product is annotated as putative receptor-like protein kinase At2g42960. Gene Ontology annotation, molecular function: protein kinase activity; ATP binding. Gene Ontology annotation, biological process: protein phosphorylation. The record is from RefSeq and is a predicted model, not a curated record. Lineage: Eukaryota; Viridiplantae; Streptophyta; Magnoliopsida; Ericales; Theaceae.